Molecule: messenger RNA, 5453 nt
Organism: Megalops cyprinoides (Indo-Pacific tarpon)
Lineage: Eukaryota; Metazoa; Chordata; Actinopteri; Elopiformes; Megalopidae
Exons: 26
Coding region: 553-4854 (1433 amino acids)
Biological process (GO): axon guidance; Roundabout signaling pathway; axon midline choice point recognition
Molecular function (GO): protein binding; axon guidance receptor activity
Source: RefSeq, a predicted model, not a curated record
GCAGCGUGCGUUGAAGUCAGGCACCAGCGGAGGGAAGAGUGAGGCUGCGAGGGCCGGCACUCGAAACUCAUCACCCAGAAGCGCAGGCUCACCCACUCCCUUUCAGUAUGCAAUGUGCAGUGCAGAUUUCGCACCCGAGACGGCGCGAGUGAAUAGAAUUCCCCGAAAAUACGUGCAAGAUGAGCAAAUAUUUGUCUUAGCAAGUCUGUGCCAAAUACCGUGUUUUGACGCUUAAAGGACGGAUGAAAUAUGGGGACCAAGCGGAGAGGCAUUUCGUAGGAUGUCACUGCGUGCUGCAUGUUCGGAGCCGAUGUGGUGCUGAUGCUGUUGCUGCCGGCCAGUCUGACUUGAGGAUUAGGACCGACUUUCCAAAGUUCUGCGUUGCGGUUUUUCCACUGAAAUAAGACUAACUCUGGCCGCUUAUUCAGCUCCAGCUCUAUUCCUCCAUGCUAAGUUUGGGGUUUAUAUGCUCACAUCUGUUGGAUACUCAAAAGACAUUUUUGGACCAGACAGUAUCUCUCGUUUAAAGCAGUCUCGAGCGGGGAAGUUACAAUGGAGUUCCACUUCACCUUGAAUGCUAUACCAGUCGUCUUUGCACUCAUCUGCUCUGCUGUCGGGUCCCGCCCGCGACUUCAAGACAGCCCCCCUCGGAUUGUGGAGCACCCGUCUGACCUAAUCGUGUCCAAGGGCGAGCCGGCCACGCUGAACUGCAAGGCGGAGGGGCGGCCCACGCCGACGGUGGAGUGGUACAAGGACGGAGAGCGGGUGGAGACGGACCGGGAGGAUCCGCGCUCGCACCGCAUGCUGCUGCCCAGCGGGCCCCUCUUCUUCCUGCGCAUCGUCCAUGGCCGCCGCAGCAAGCCCGAUGAGGGCGUCUACGUCUGCGUCGCCCGCAACUACUUGGGGGAGGCGGUCAGCCGCAACGCGUCGCUGGAAGUAGCCAUUCUUCGGGACGACUUCCGGCAGGCCCCCAGCGACGUGCUGGUGGCGGUGGGCGAGCCGGCGGUGAUGGAGUGCAUUCCGCCACGCGGUCACCCCGAGCCCACCAUCUCCUGGAAGAGGAACAAUGUACGAGUGAACGACAAGGACGAGAGGAUCACAAUCCGAGGUGGGAAGCUUAUGAUCUCAAACACCAGGAAGAGCGAUGCUGGGAUGUACGUGUGUGUGGGCACCAACAUGGUUGGGGAGAGAGACAGUGACCCCGCGGAGCUGGUGGUGUUCGAGCGGCCGGUGUUCGUGCGGAGACCGGUGAACCAGGUGGUGCUGGCAGACGACACUGUGGACUUCCUGUGUGAGGCGCACGGAGACCCCGCCCCCACAGUGCGCUGGCGGCGGGAGGAGGGGGAGCUGCCCCGCGGGAGAUAUGAAAUCCGCAGUGACAACAGCCUGCGGCUGACACAGGUGCGAGCGGAGGAUGAAGGCACGUACACCUGCGUGUCGGAGAACAGUGUGGGCAAGGCCGAGGCGUCCGGCACCCUGCAGGUGCACGUUCCCCCACAGAUCGUUAUUCGGCCACGAGACCAGAUUUCUGCCCCGGGACGCACCGUCACCUUCCUCUGCGGCACCAAGGGGAACCCCCCACCCGCCGUCUUCUGGCAGAAAGAGGGAAGCCAGGGCCUGCUGUUUCCCAGCCUGCCUCCUGAACAGUCAGGCCGCUUCUCUGUGUCCCUCAGUGGGGAGCUGACCAUCACCGAUGUGCACGCUGAGGAUUCUGGGUAUUACAUCUGCCAGGCCAUCAGUGUGGCAGGAAGCAUCCUGACCAAAGCCCUGCUGGAGGUGGAGAGCGCACCAUCUGACCGCAUUCCCCCAAUAAUCCGCCAAGGCCCAGCCAAUCAGACACUGGCCCAGGGGGCCACUGCACAGCUUCAGUGUCAUGUGAUGGGCAGUCCCUUACCCAGCAUCCAAUGGGAGAAGGAUGGACAAAGGAUUCUGGGAAAUGAUGCCCGAAUCAGCCUGAUGGAAAAUGGAACUUUGCAAAUCGCACUCCUGCAGGAAACGGAUUCAGGGGUGUACACCUGUGUGGCUUCCAGUUCGAGUGGGGAGACGAGCUGGAGUGGAACCGUCACUGUGACAGAGAAUGGCAUCCCAUCCAUCCCUCAGACGUCUGUGCCCAUCCAGCUCCCGGGCCCCCCCCACAAGCCCGUGGUGACGGACGUGUCCCUCAACAGCGUCACCCUGACAUGGCAGCCCAAUGCCCAUGAGGGCGGGGCCGCCGUCACCUCCUAUGUCAUCGAGGCCUUCAGCCAAUCAGCAGGCAGUACCUGGCAGACCGUGGCUGACCUGGUCAAGCUGGAGAAGCACACAGUCAGCGGCCUCUACCCCAACACGGUGUACCUGUUCAUCGUGAGAGCGGUCAACGCUUACGGACUGAGUGACCCCAGCCCCAUCUCUGAGCCCGUCCGCACACAAGAUGUGAGCCCUACCGGGCAGGGUGUGGACCUCCGGCAGGUGCAGCGCGAGCUGGGAGAAGUGGCCGUCCAGCUGCAGAAAUCCAUCCUUCUGACCGCCUCCAGAGUCCAGCUGCACUGGACGGUGGACCGUCAGUCUCAGUACAUCCAGGGGUACCGCGUGCUGUACCGGCCCGCAGGUGGGGCCUGGCUGGUGCAGGACGUGAAGGCUGCCCCCGAGCGCAGCACGGUCAUAUCCGACCUGCGCAAAGGCACCGAGUACGAGAUCAAGAUCCGGCCGUACUUCAACGAGCUGCAGGGCAUGGACAGCCCAAUGCUGCUGGUGCGCACGCCAGAGGAGGUCCCCAGCGCCCCUCCGCAAGCAGUGUCCAUAGCAAGAGUCCAGCUGGGCAACUCCUCCAGCAUCAGCGUGUCCUGGGAGCCCCCCCCUGCGGAGGCCCAGAAUGGUAUCAUCCAGGAGUACAGGAUCUGGUGCGUGGGGAACGACACGCAGGCCAUCAACAGGACGGUGGACGGGACGACCCUGAGCGCGGUGUUGCAGGGGUUGGUGCCGGGGACGCUGUACCAGGUGGAGGUGGCGGCGGUGACCAGCGCGGGCGUGGGUGUCCGCAGCCAGCCCGUGGCCGCGCUCAUCCAGCCACCCGCAGAACAGCCUGUGGUUCCCGUGGCGACCGAGGAGAGCGUCAGCCUGGCGGAGCAGAUCUCGGACGUAGUGAAGCAGCCGGCCUUCAUCGCGGGCAUCGGAGGUGCAUGCUGGGUAAUCCUCAUGGGCUUCAGCGUCUGGAUCUACUGCCGCCGCAAGAAGAGGAAGGAGUUGAGCCACUACACCGCCUCUUUCGCCUACACCCCCGCAGUUGGAUUUUCUCACGGUGAAGGACUGGGCCUCAUAAACGGGAGGCCUGGCAUGCUGGGGACCAAUGUGGGCAACUACCCGUGGCUCGCCGACUCCUGGCCCACACCCAGCCUGGUGCACAACGGCAAGGACUCCAUCAACUGCUGCACCGCCAAGCACGACUCCGCGGAGAGAUACUACAACGAGGUGGGAAUCUCCAACUACCUGAGCCAGACGGAGAAGUACAGCCAGGGGUCCACCGAGGGCCCCAUCUACAGCACCAUCGACCCCGCGGCUGAGGACCUGCACCCCUACUGCCAGCAUGCCGCGCCCUACGGCAGCACUCCCAUCAUGCCCUUCUCCAGCCAGGCGGCCGGCAGUCCCGAUCACGGCGGGGAGCACUGGACCCUCCAGCCGGGCCCUUCCAGCACGCAAUACGCCCAGCCCGACCGCGCCAGGACAGAAAACGCAAAGCCAGUGAAGCAGAGGUCGAUGGGGAAGGCGGUGAAGACCCCAGCCCUGAACUGGCCGGAGGCGCUGUUCCCUCAGCUGGCCUCCAGGGAGCUGGAGCAGCGGCCUGAGGACGUGGAGAGCGAGUGCGACAUGGACCUGGGCUCGGAUGAAGAAGAGGACUGGUGUCCACCCUUACCUGAGAGAACCUACCUGAGCGACGGUCCCCUGGACGGCGCCUCGUCCCCCGCAGUCUCCUACAGCCUCCAGUCCACCGCCACUCUCACACCCUCGCCCCGGGAGGACGGCCACAACCCCGAGGACAUCCCUCGCCUGCACCACUUCGACAUGCCCCAUGUGGCACGGAGGGUACCCUGCGGACCUAUCCCAGUACCACGGGUCCCCAGCCCGCCCCUCACCCAGUCCGACCCCAGCCUGUCAGCCAAUCACGGCACUCCCCACCACGGCAGCCACCGGCGAGACGGCAGCCAGGGGGCAGCACUGAGCUCAGACAGCACGAGUGCCUCCGGGACAGGCCGAGCUCGCGCCCCUUUGGCCGAUGAUGCCCACACGCCACAGGGGCAGAAGUCCAGGCCCAAGAAGAAGGGCUCCAAGGCCGGCCAGUACAGAAGAGAGCAGCUGAACCAAGGAGACCUCCCCCCUCCCCCUGAGCCACCCCCUGCAGACGAGCCACUCUUGGCUGACUUCCUGGACUGUGGCCGGACAUCGCUGGACAGAGACGGGAUAUCAGUCUCAUCUAUGGAGAGGAAAGGAGAGCACAGCGCCCACUACAGGAAGGGAGGAGCACAGCGACACAAAGAGGAUGAAGAUGUAAUCCCUUACUGCAAACCCAGUUUCCUGUCCCGGGGACAGAUGUCGAGCAACUGCUCCACGACAGGAAGCUCAUCCUCACGCGGAUCCACGGGGUCACGGGACCCGGGUUCAAGCAGGAAGAGGAACGAGGUGAACGUGAUCCUGACAGCCGAAUUCUGCACAUUUUACAACUUUACAUUUAAGUUUACAUUUCUGUUCUCUCGGAGAAACUCUUAUCCAAAGCAAUUUACCAAGGCCAAAACGCAGUCUGAAGAGGUGGGUCAGCAGGUCAGCAGCCCACUGGCAUGCUUGCUGUGUGUUCCUUGUUAUCAGGGGCUCCUCAAACUCUGAUUGUUAUUUCAUGCAGUGGUACUGCAGUCAAAAUACUCUUUACCGCUCUCACAACGUCUCAGUCUUAAAGCGCUCAGAUGUGGAGGAUUGUAUCCCACAGUUUUGAGUGGCAAGCUUUGAACCUCUCAAAAUUCCUGUGACAUUAUUCAGUUACCGCCGGGGUUUGAGGGUUCGGUAUCAUGUUGCACGUCUCGCUGACAUCACAGGAGGAGUGAAGAAUAGCAUUCUUAUUGCGUGUGAGAGUCCUGCAGCAAAGGAAUGCCAUGGAGGAGACGCACUCAGAUGCAUGAAAGGAAAUGUAAUCUAAUGACAAAGGCAGCCCAGAGGGCUUCAGUAACAGGUGUGUGCGUGACAUGACAGAUGGAGGAGGGGAAGCAUUCAAUCACUCAGUGUCAAUUAGGACUCAUAUCUCUCUCUCCUUUUCCCUCUCCCUCUCCCUCUUUCUCUUUCUCUCUGCCUCUCCUUUACUCUCUCUCCCCCACUUUCUUUCUCUCCCUUCCUUCUACUGUAUACUGACCCUCUCACACAUUUGAAAGUAAGCAAGCACAGCCACACACACACACACACACACACACACACACACACACACUCACACAUAC